AAACUUUUUUGUAUCGAAGGAAUCAACAGCCGCCAUCUUGUCGUGGCUCGGAAUUAGGAUUUCGGUCCAACACUGGUUUUUACGUAGAAAUCGAGCAUCCUUACCGCGAUAUGAAAGCGUCCUUCCCCCGAAAACGAAAUCUUAACGUCGCCUCGGAGACAUUUUGUGAGAAAAAACGGGAAUUGGAUCGGUGGUCGUCGGGCAGAAAAGCUCCGUAUAUCUGAUUUCCCCUUCAGAGUGCGGCGAUUCAGCCCCUGUCGCCGUUCGGGAGCAGUAUUGUUUACCGUGGGCAAGCGGAGACCAGGUCGCGACUUUCGAAGUGAUUUGCAAAAAUACAGCAUUUUUAUGCAAUUGUGCAUUUUUGUGGAGCUUCGCGCGAUUUUUGCAUGAAGAAAUUUGACGUCACGCAAAAUGGGUACUUUGAACAUCUAGAAAUUACGACUUUCCCCUCGGAAUGCAGCAAUCCACCUGAUUUUAUUGGAUUGUCAUUGUGAAGUUCGAUUUUUACAUGGGGAAUAUUUUAUUCUGGGUUAUUUAACGAUAAUAAUGUGGGUGUUGGGUGUUGGAUUAUCAUGGGGUGAAUGGCGGUGGCGAAGCGGGGCGCUAUUGCAUCUCUUUUGAAAGACACGGACUCUCGCAGCAAGAAGUAGCUAACGCUAACAGUUAACUUAGCUGGUAGCAGGCAAUUAGCUAGCUAUUAGCCAGUUAGUUAACGUUAGCAGGCUGCCAGCUUGCUAAUGUGCUAACAGGGAAGGUUCAGGUUUAUUGAACAUCUCCUUGUCAUAAGGUAAUCAUAAUUAUCAGCUUAAGCAACCAGCCGAACAAGAGAACAACUAUGGCUGAAAACCUGCUGGACGUCGGACCUCCCAACUCUAAGCGGCCGAAGCUGAAUUCACCUGCCCUGUCAGCGUCUGAUGGACAAGAUCUGGGGUCACUAUCCUGGGAUGAUUUGGAGAAUGACCUUCCAGAUGAAUUGAUCCCUAAUGGUGGAGAUCUCAGUCCUAUGGGUGGGAUGCCUUCAAAUGGUGGAGCAGCACCUGGAGCUGGCGGGCCAGGUGGCACCCCUGUCGUCCCAGAUGCAGCCGCCAAGCACAAGCAGCUCUCAGAGCUCCUUCGAGCCGGUAGCACCUCCAGUAUCGCAGGCGCAGGGCUGAACUCCGCUAGCCCCCAGCCAGGUGGUAUGGGGCCUCAGCUGGGCACACCGUUGGGUAAGAGCCCCCUUAGCCAGGGUUCCCCCAACAACCACCCAUCCCCCCAGGCCCAGAAAGCAGGAACACCAACUGGAAUAGCAGGACAGAACAACAACAACAAUACUGCAACAAUGGGCUUGAACACUCCUGGAUUCAACCAGGCCAUAAUUAACAAUAGCCAGGGCCAUGCUGGGCUACUGACCCAGGGAGGGCAGCCCCAACCUGGGCAGGUCAUGAAUGGUGGUCUUGGACCUGGAGCUGGGAGAGGACGGGGAGCAGGAGUAGCAGGCAUGCAGUACCAAGGACCGGGAAUGCAGGGAGCUGCAGCAGGACCAGGAGGAGCAAGUAGUGCUUUGGCAGAGACUCUCACCCAGGGAGGGCAGCAGAUAGGAGCCCUUGCCACCCUCAGUGCAGCCCAGCAAGCAGGCAACAUGAACAAGAUGGGCCUGGGUAGCAAUGGGGGUCCAUUUGGGGCUCAGCCCUACGGUCAGGGUGCUGCAGGGCCGGGCCAGCAGCUAAAUCCUCAGCAGCAGCUCCAGAACAAGGCUGCUCUUGCCAACAGUCUGCCACCGUUCCCUAGUGAGCUCAAAGGGGCCGCCGUCACUAGCGUGCCAAACAUGCAGCUCCAGCAGCAGCCUCAGCAGCAGGCGGCGAUGCUCCCCCUGGCCGGCAGCGGAGGCGUGGCAGUGCCUUCGGCAGGCCCUACAGCUGACCCAGAGAAGCGCAAGCUGAUCCAGCAGCAGCUGGUCCUGCUGCUUCACGCACACAAGUGCCAGCGACGGGAGCAGGCCAAUGGGGAGGUGAGGGCCUGUGCCCUGCCUCACUGCCGCACCAUGAAGAACGUCCUCAACCACAUGACCCACUGCCAGGCCGGCAAGUCCUGCCAGGUGGCUCACUGUGCGUCGUCCAGACAGAUCAUCUCCCACUGGAAAAAUUGCACACGACAUGAUUGUCCCGUCUGCCUGCCGCUGAAGAAUGCCAGCGACAAGCGCACCCAACAGCCCAUGCUGAGCUCUCCUAAUACAGGCCUCCAGAACCCCAUGUCUUCUGUUGGUGUGGGCCAGCCCAGUGCUCCCACCAUCAAUACCUCAGCCCCCAUAGACCCCAGCUCCAUGCAGAGAGCCUACGCGGCACUUGGGCUGCCUUACAGCAGCCAGGCCACUGGGCAGGCUCAGGCCCAGCAGGCCCCAGGCCCAGGACAGACAGCAGGAGCACAGAAUGCACAGGCCCAGCAACAACAACAGCUUUCGCAGCAGAUGAGACCCAUCAACGCACUUGGUAACCAGAUGGCUCUUGGAGGUGCGGCAUUGGGUGUGACCACUUCAGAACAGACAAACCUGCACACAGACUCCCUUCCCAACACACUCAACACUAACAAUCAGCUGCUGUCAGAUGGAUCAGCUGUGGGGUCGAUGGGCAACCUACCUACAGCAGCACCCGUCUCUGCCACAGGCACCAGGAAAGCCUGGCAUGAGCAUGUCACUCAGGACCUGCGCAAUCACCUCGUACACAAACUAGUACAAGCCAUAUUCCCUACCCCUGACCCGGCAGCUUUAAAGGACAGACGAAUGGAGAACCUGGUGGCCUACGCCAGAAAGGUGGAGGGAGACAUGUACGAGUCAGCUAACAGCCGGGAUGAGUACUAUCACUUCCUGGCGGAGAAAAUCUAUAAAAUCCAAAAGGAAUUGGAGGAAAAGAGACGCUCAAGGCUACAGAAGCAGAUCAUCAACCAGGCACCAAUGGCCGCCCAGGGGACCCAGCAGCCUGGCCUCGCCCAGCCCAAUGCUUUGGGCCCAAGGCCACAGAAUGGACCUGUACCUCUGCCCAACAUGCCAAAUCAGAUCAUGAAUCGCAUGCAGGUUUCACAAGGAAUCAACCAGUUCAACCACAUGGCCCUGCCCAAUGCCCAGAUAUCCCAGGCACCUAUGGGAGCCCGAGCUGCCUCACCUAUGAACCACCCACAGCAAAUGAACAUGAGCUCCGUCCCAUCGCUGGGCAUGUCUCCCUCCAGGAUGCCCCAGGCCCAGGGCAUGAUGACCGGACACGGUGGUGGCAACAUGGUGGGCCAGACGGCCAACCAGGGACAGUUUCUGGCUCAGACCCAGUUCCCUGCAGGAACUGCUGCAGUCGCUGCAACAGGCGCCAUGAAUGUCACUGUGGGCCCUGGCAUGGGUCAGCCACAGGCACAGGCUGCUGUUACUCAGCAGCAGCAGCAGAGCGCUAACAUCCCCAUGAAUGCACUUGGCCCCUCGCUGGGCCCUCAGCUAGCCUCCUCCCAAACCCCCUUGCACUCCACGCCUCCGCCUGCUGCCUCCUCUGCCUCCACGGCUGGGGGGGCCACUAACCUGCCGCACCCCCAGCCCUCCAGCCGCAGCUCCACCCCCACCCUCCCUGGCCCUGCCCAAGCCCAGGGUGCCACCCCGCCCUGUCCCACCCAGCCCCAACCCCAGGCGGAGCUCCCCGCAGCAGCACAGACGCAGCCCCCACCUCAGCCCCCUACCACGCCGCUAUCUCAGCCAGGAGCCAGUCUGGAUAACCGGGUGCCCACGCCAGCCUCAGCCGCCAGUGCCGACCUGCAUUCGCAGCAUGUUGGAGCAGACCUGCCUGUCCAGGAGGUCAAAGCGGAGACGCACCACGACCAACAGGAGUUUGAGGCCGCUGGCGGCAAAACUGAGCCCAAGAUGGAGACUGAGGACGACUCUACUUCAACGUUGGUGAAGAAGGAGGAGCCAGAGGAGAAGCCGGAGCCAAUGGAGGUGGAGGAGAAAAAGCCGGAAAUGAAGACAGAACCCAAAGAAGAGGAAGAGGGUGGAGCCAACAGCACAACCUCCUCAUCCCCCUCUCAGUCACGGAGGAAAAUCUUUAAGCCCGAGGAGUUGCGCCAGGCUCUGAUGCCAACUUUGGAGUCUCUCUACAGGCAGGACCCUGAGUCACUGCCCUUCAGACAGCCAGUAGACCCCAUGCUUCUUGGUAUCCCGGACUACUUUGACAUCGUUAAGAAUCCAAUAGAUCUGUCCACAAUAAAGCGCAAGCUCGACACGGGUCAAUACCAAGAACCCUGGCAGUACGUUGACGAUGUCUGGCUGAUGUUCAACAACGCCUGGCUCUACAACCGCAAGACGUCCCGUGUCUACAAGUACUGCUCCAAGCUGGCUGAGGUGUUUGAGUCAGAGAUCGACCCUGUCAUGCAGGGCCUGGGCUAUUGCUGUGGGAGGAAGUACGAGUUUUCUCCUCAAACCCUCUGUUGCUAUGGCAAGCAGCUCUGCACCAUACCUACUGGAGGCACAUACUACAGUUACCAGAACAGGUAUCAUUUCUGUGAGAAGUGCUUCAAUGAGAUCCAAGGGGAGAGUGUGACGCUAGGAGAUGAUCCUGCACAGCCACAGACGAUGAUAUCAAAAGACCAGUUCGAACGGAAGAAGAAUGAUGUACUCGACCCUGAACCGUUUGUUGAAUGUAAAGAUUGUGGACGGAAAAUGCACCAGAUAUGCGUCUUACACUACGAGGUCAUUUGGCCAUCUGGAUUCAUUUGUGACAACUGUUUGAAGAAGAGUGGAAAAACACGGAAGGAAAACAAGUUCUCAGCAAAAAGGCUGCAGUCGACACGAUUGGGAAUGUACAUAGAGGACCGUGUGAAUAAAUACUUGAAGAGACAGAACCACCCAGAGGCUGGAGAGGUGUUUGUGCGAGUGGUGGCGAGCUCUGACAAAACAGUGGAGGUUAAACCAGGCAUGAAAGCCAGGUUUGUUGACACGGGUGAAAUGCCCGAAGCCUUUCCCUACAGAACCAAAGCACUUUUCGCCUUUGAGGAGAUUGACGGUGUCGACGUUUGCUUCUUUGGCAUGCACGUGCAGGAGUAUGGCUCCGAGUGCCCAUUCCCCAACACUAGACGGGUCUACAUAUCAUACCUUGACAGUAUUCACUUCUUCAGACCUCGGAUUCUACGAACAGCAGUUUACCAUGAGAUCCUCAUCGGCUAUCUAGAAUAUGUCAAGAAACUCGGGUACGCUCAGGGCCACAUCUGGGCAUGUCCUCCCAGUGAAGGAGACGACUACAUCUUCCACUGCCAUCCUCCCGAUCAGAAGAUCCCCAAGCCAAAGAGGCUGCAGGAGUGGUAUAGGAAGAUGCUGGACAAGGCCUUUGCCGAGAGGAUCCUGCAUGACUACAAGGACAUCUUCAAACAGGCGACUGAGGACCGACUGACCAGCGCCAAUGAGCUGCCGUACUUUGAAGGUGACUUCUGGCCCAACGUGCUGGAGGAGAGCAUCAAGGAGCUGGAACAGGAGGAGGAAGAGAGGAAGAAAGAGGAGAACACAGCCGCCUCUGAAACUCCUGAGGGUACACCAAGUGACAGCAAAAAUGCUAAGAAGAAGAACAAUAAGAAGACCAAUAAAAACAAGAGCAGUGUGAGUAGAGCCAAUAAAAAGAAGCCUGGGAUGCCGAAUGUAGCCAAUGAUUUGUCCCAGAAGCUAUAUGCCACCAUGGAGAAGCACAAAGAGGUGUUCUUUGUGAUCCACCUCCACUCUGGUCCCAUGGUCAACACCCUGCCACCCAUCAUUGACCCCGACCCCUUGCUCUCCUGUGACCUGAUGGAUGGCCGCGAUGCCUUCCUGACUCUAGCCAGGGACAAACACUGGGAGUUCAGCUCCCUCAGGAGGUGCAAGUGGAGCACCAUGUGCAUGCUGGUUGAGUUGCACAACCAAGGACAGGACCGCUUUGUGUACACUUGUAAUGAGUGCAAGCACCAUGUGGAGACACGCUGGCACUGCACUGUGUGCGAGGACUUUGAUCUUUGCAUCAAUUGUUAUAACACGAAGGGCCACGAGCACCAGAUGGUGAAGUGGGGCCUCGGGCUGGACGACGACAACAACAGUCAGAGUGGAGAGGCCUCCAAGAGCCCACAGGAGAGCAGGCGUCUAAGUAUCCAACGCUGCAUCCAGUCCCUGGUCCACGCCUGUCAGUGUCGCAAUGCCAACUGCUCUCUGCCGUCCUGCCAGAAGAUGAAGCGAGUGGUUCAGCACACCAAGGGCUGCAAGCGCAAAACCAACGGUGGCUGUCCUGUAUGCAAGCAGCUUAUUGCUUUAUGUUGUUACCACGCAAAGCACUGUCAGGAGAACAAGUGUCCUGUCCCGUUCUGCCUGAACAUCAAGCACAAGCUUCGCCAGCAGCAGCUGCAGCACAGGCUCCAGCAGGCCCAGCUGAUGAGGAGAAGAAUGGCCACCAUGCAAGGAAGAACCAUGCCGCUGCCGUCCCCACCGGCCUCAGCUGCCCCCAGUACUCCCACUUCCCAUGCCCAGCCCAACACUCCCCAGACACCCCAGCAGCCACUCUCCAACCAGCCGCAGACCCCCAACUCAGCCGGCGUCAUGUCUCCUUCUUUCCCCAACGCACCUCGCAAUGGCCAGCCUCAAACACCGGUGUCCCAGGGCAAGCCGGGGCCCCAGGCCUCCCCUUUACACCAGCAGCAGUCCCCUCUGCCCCAGCCGCCUCAGCCACCUCAGCCGCUACAGCAGCCUCCCCUAGCUGCAGUCAAGAUGGCACGGCACAUCGAGAUGAUGGCACAGGCCCAACAGAACCAGCAGAACUACCGGGUCAACAUGAAUGGCUUGCCCAUGAAUCCCCAGCAGCCACAGCAGCGCAUGCCCGGACCGAUGCAGCCACCCAUGCAGAUGGUGCCAGGGCCCAGGGGACCACAGGUCAUGCAACCGGGCAUGGCCCCAGGACAGUGGCCUGGAGCUGCAGGGCCCCUGCAGGCAGCUCAGACUCAACAACCAGGCCUUGUCCCAGGCCAGACCCCACAGCAGGCCAUGACCAUGCAGAGAGCCAUGAUGCCUCCAGGGCAGCAACCUCAGCAAGGGCAGAGGAUGCUCAUACCACAGCAGCCCGGUGCCCGGCCACAAACACCCCAGAGACCUGGUGCUAUAGCCCCCAAUGCCCUACAGGACCUCCUUCGCACCCUCAAGUCUCCCAGCUCACCCCAGCAGCAGCAACAAGUCCUCAACAUUCUCAAAUCAAACCCUCAGCUAAUGGCUGCUUUCAUCAAACAGCGAACAGCAAAGUACCAUGCCAACCAGCCACCACAACAGCAGCAGCAGCAAGCAGGUCAGCAACAACAGCCCAGCAUGCAAACAAUGCAGACCAUGGCCAUGCCAGGAGGGGCAGUCCAGAGGCCGGGGAUGCCCCCACAGCAGCCCCAGCAGCCUCCUGCGCAGGGAAUGGCAGCACUAGGGGCUCAAGGGCAGCUGCUGAAUGCAGCACACAACACCAACCCCCAGAUCCAGGAGCUCUAUCGUCGGCAGCUCCUAAGACAACAGCAGCAGCAGCAGCAGCAACAACAGCAACAGCAGCAACAGCAGGGAGUGAUGGCUCAGGGCCACCCCGGCCAGUUCCCUGCACAGACGCCAGGUACAGCAGCUACGUACUCCCAGCUCCGUAUGCAGCAACAGCAGCAGCAGAUAGCCAUGCAGGCAGGCGCAGGAGCAGCUGGGGGUCCCAUGGGCCAGCUUCCACCCAUGGCUCAGAUGGCCCAGCCCGGCAUGGGGAUGGACUCCACCCAGAACUUGCUGCAUCAGCGAAUGCUCCAGCAGCAACAGCAGCAGCAGCAGCAGCUUCCCCAGCAGCAGCAGGCCGUCCUCAAGCAGCAGAUGGGCUCCCCUGCCCAGCCCAGUCCAAUGAGCCCCCAGACCCAUUUGCUGGCUGGCCAACCCCAGGGAGGAGCCCACCUCCCCGGCCAGCCCGCGCUCGCCAACGCCCUCAGCAACCAGGUCCGUUCCCCCGCGCCCGUCCAGUCCCCCUGUCCGCCCUCGCAACAGCAGUCCCAGCAGCCCCAGCCACCACAUUCCAGUCCCUCACCACAAGUCCAGAACCAGCCCCAGCCCUCGCCGCAGCACCCGCCUCCACCACACUCGGGUUCUCCACACCCGGGACUCGGGGGCCCACUGCAGUCCAUGGAGCAGGGACACUUGGGGACACCAGAACAGAGUGCCAUGCUACCGCAGCUUAACACACCCAACAGAGGGGGGCUGAACAGUGACUUGGGGAUGGUGGGAGAUGCUACAGGGGACACUCUGGAGAAGUUUGUGGAGGGAUUGUAGCAUUUCUGCUGGGAACUAAAGAACACAAUCUCGCUCCCACGGACCCAAUUUCCCACUCCUCCUCUUGCUCCUAGUUUCCCCUCAGACUCUUUAUGCCGUUAGAGGGCUUUGUUUGUUGUUUCUAAGGUUGAGAACGGUUUUUUGUACUGACAUGUAAAAAGUUUCAACUGUUGUAAAAAGAAAAAAAAAGAAAAUUUGGUUGAGAAAAAACAAAACAAAACAAAAAAAGUCAACACUUCUAGGGAAUAUAAUUGUUUCCUAAACCCAAGUGGAAGGGUGUUUCUUCCUUAAGAUGUUGAGGGAUUUGCAAGUUGCUUCUUAAAUGAAAUUUAAAUCACAAAGAAUAUAUUUUUUGGUUGAGACCAAAUGUGUUCAAUACUCAAUUUAUUUUUAGUUUGCUUUUGGUAUGGUUUCAUGCCUUUCUCAUUUCUUUCUUUUCUUUUUUCUUUUUUUUUUUUUUUUUUUUAAGAAAAUGUACAAUUGCAUUAUAUUAUUCAUAUCUUUUUAUUUUGUACCUUUGGAAAAAAAACUUAAAGCAUUUUUGUGUUGAAACUGUAAAAUAAUUUGUCUGGGAAAUGGGCCAGGUUUUUUGUUCUUCUUCUCAAACUGUCAUUCCUGGCAAUUGUAAUCUAGUGUUGUACCAUUACUCCAAGACGAUGCGUUCGGGGGCAGAGACUGCUCCCUUCCUCUUUGUGUGUAUGAAGAGCACUCAGUUGUAUUAAAAUAGGAAAUGGACUGCGCCAGGUUGUGUAUACACAGGCAUGUAUGCAGGCACACAUGAAGACACUGACACAAACCCUCACAGUCACUAAGAGAAACAUAGCUCCGACUGGUUUCACCAACACAGACAACAAGGACUGCAGCCUACAUCUCAGUGGCCUGGGAUUUGGAAAAAUCUGUCUUGCAGGUGUAGAAAAUUGUUGCUUUGACAUUAAAAAGAAUUUGUCAUACCUUUUUGUCAUACAAAUGUUGUAAAGUGUAAAGAGAGUGUGAGAAAGAGACCAGCCCCCUAAGCUGAGGUGGAAUGAUCACCGGUUGUUUGUAGGCCACAUCUCGGAUGACGCCCCAUCCUCUAAAUUUUACACUAAGUUGUGUGCUAUCUAGGGAUGAGGGACACAUUUGAGAUUCACCCUGAGGAAAACUAAAUGUUCUAUCAACCCUCAUUCCUCUCUCACAAAAACUUGAAUUGGGGGGAUUUACUUUUUCUCCUAUUGUAAAUCAAGUUAUUAAGCAAAAUACUAUAAAUAUAAGGAAGAGAGAAUGAAAUCACUGUAUAAACUGGUAAAAGACUCAUUUCUUACUUAUAUACCAUAUUGUUAAAUAAACUGUGUGCAACAGAAGAACUCCAGUACUCUGUUGACUAAAUAAUGAGGCAUCA
Lates calcarifer (barramundi perch) is the source of this 9662-nucleotide messenger RNA. RefSeq names its product CREB binding protein a (gene crebbpa). The record is from RefSeq and is a predicted model, not a curated record. Gene Ontology annotation, molecular function: chromatin DNA binding; protein binding; zinc ion binding. Gene Ontology annotation, biological process: positive regulation of transcription by RNA polymerase II. NCBI's taxonomy places the organism in Eukaryota, Metazoa, Chordata, Actinopteri, Centropomidae. Gene Ontology annotation, cellular component: nucleus; histone acetyltransferase complex; transcription regulator complex.